Molecule: messenger RNA, 3795 nt
Organism: Naegleria fowleri
Lineage: Eukaryota; Heterolobosea; Eutetramitea; Acrasida; Naegleriidae
Exons: 1
Coding region: 1-3795 (1264 amino acids)
Molecular function (GO): protein binding
Source: RefSeq, a predicted model, not a curated record
AUGAAACGAUAUUUUCGACCCUCCGAUACCGAAGGAGAGAAUUCAGCUAUCAAUUUGGACGAUGAAGAUCUUCGUAUAUUCUUGCAUUAUGAUUCCGAAAACGAAACUUUGAAGGAAGAAGAACCUCUCCCUGUGGAAGAUCAUCAACACAAUUUGCUGAUGAAUCGAAACAACACCACAAAGAAGAGAAAACCGAACCAUAUUUUUGAAUGUGUCGAUAUAUUUUCUCAAUUAACCAAUGAUAUCUUUGCACACGAAAUUUUUCAAUAUUUAUCAUUGAAGUUUGUUCUAUCGUCGUUGAGACUUGUGUCAAAACACGCCAAUCAAGUCGUCUUGUCCUAUGUGCUGACAUUCGAAUUCCCACUAUUCUUUUAUCCGGAUCUUUCGGCAGAAAAGGAUCACGAGUUAGUUCAUGGAGCAAAUAUUUACUUAUCGGACAUUCCAUCAAAUUCUACAAAAGAUUACUUGUCAUUGUUUGAAAAUGCAAGACGUCUUUUUUGUAAUCAAGGACAUGGAAUUUUAUAUCAUUUGAGAGAUGUGAACUUCUCUAGAUUGGAAGCAUUAUAUUUCUAUGAUUGUUCUUUAGAUUUUACAAGUGUGAAAUAUAUACUCAAAGGAAGCCUUUUGUAUGUCAAGUUUAUUUGUUUCCUUGUUAAUCGAUUGGGAGAUGAUGGAGCUCGAGCAGUUGUAGAAAAAUUAGGCCACCAAUUAAUUGGACUAGCAAUCACUAAUGAUUGUCUCACAGAUCGCGCAGCAGAGUUUAUGAUUUCUACAGCUUUACCUUCUUUAACUUAUUUAAAUUUAAGCAACAACUCCAUCUCUGAGACAGGAUUCCAACAAGUGCUAGACAUUUCUUCCCUCAAAAUCCUCUCUAUUGCUUUUAAUGAUAUGAAUGGAGAUGAAAUUUCGAAAGGACGUUGCAAGUUAAAAUUUUUAAAUGUUGCUGGAAAUACUUUCGAUUAUGAAUCGUUGGAAGAUUUUUCAAAAAUAAUUUAUUUAUCUACAGAUCAGAACUUUGUAUAUGGCUUGAAUAACCAUGAAUAUAAUGGUAUUAUUGAUAAUUGUAUACCUGAUCUAUUUCCAAUGCAACUCAGAGAAUUGAAAUAUGAUAAGCAAGCCAAAGGAACAGUUUAUUAUACACAAUUUAUGAGAUGCAUCAAGUUAAAUAGAAUUCUUGAAGCUAACUUCUUUAAAAAACAAUCAAUCAUUAAUUUGAAAGCAUCUCAAACUCCUAAAACACAAUAUUUAAUUGGAAAGAUGCAUGUGCUGACAAAAGACUACCAAAAAGCUCUCGCAGUCCUCAAAAAUUGCUUGUAUAGAGAUGCUUAUUAUGAAAUUGCAGAACUGUAUUUUCAUGGAAAAGGCACAGAAAAAGAUUACUCAGAGGCCUUAUCUUAUUAUUUAGAAUAUAAAAAUUACAAAAAGAAAGAUCAUAAUAGCAACAAACUUCCAACAAAUUAUCAAAUUGGAUAUUGCUACUACAAGGAGGAAGGAUUGAAGAAAGCAAAGCUCCAUUUACAAAAAUCAAAAGACAAUAGAAGAAACAAAAUACUUGGAAAAAUUUAUUAUCGUGAAAACGAGUUCCAACUCGCCUACUCCUAUCUUAAGCAAUGUGACACAGGUGCAUCUGCAUACCUUCUUUCUAAAAUGUUUCAAAAGGGAAAGGGUGUUGACGUGUCAUUAGAAAAAGCUUAUCACUAUCUUCUGAUUGCAGUGGGACGACGCUAUUCCAAGGCCUUUUAUCGAUUAGGAAAAUGGUAUGAACGAGGAAUGAGUCCAAUUCUUGAGAAGGAUAUUUAUAAGGCAAUCUAUUACUAUGAUUUAGCGAGAUUUCGAAAAUCUUUUUAUCGUUUGGGAAUGCUCUACUAUCAUGGAGAGUAUGGGAUUGAAGUUAAUUUCAACAAAGCAAAACACUAUUUGACACAAUUACCAGAAAACUGCUCCAUUUUAGAUGCAUGGAUUUGUCUUGGAAGAAUAUACCAAGCUGAAAAUGAUAUGGAAAGUGCUUACAUUCCCUACUCGAGAGCAGCUUCUCUAGGUCACAAACUAGUCAAUAGGGUUAUUGGUGAAAUCGAUUAUUACAAUGGAAAAUACAAGAGUGCUCUCUCACAUUUAACCAAAUAUUUGAAUGAAGAUGAGUUUUGUGAAAGAGUUGCUCUCAAGAUUGCUAGAAUUUAUUACCACCAUACGAAAGAUUUACAGAAGAGUCUGACCUCCUAUCAGAUCGUUGAUCAUUUACCAGAGGCACAAGCAGCGAUUGGCGUUUUUUAUUCAUCACUUGAUGAUGAAGAUCGAAAAUCAAUACCUUAUGGACAAGAAAAGAUUUUGAAUUUUCUAAAGAUGGCAGCUGAACAUGGAUAUUCUCAAGCUCAGUAUCAUCUUGCUCUGAAAUAUCUUGAAGAAAAGAAUGCUGAACAGUCACUAUUUUGGAUGAAGAAAGCAUUUGAGACAGGAAGUAUUUCUCGAUUUGAAUUGUUUACUCUAUGCAUGAAGAUGGGAAAUAUUGAGCAAGCUCUCUAUCAAUUACAACACAUUUCAAACUAUUCUCUUUCAUUCUUUCAAAAGGAAACAAUCACUUCUCAUUUAUAUAAUGCUCAACAAUAUAAUGCUCUUAUGGAUUGGGUGCACGCUUUGCCAAAUCAUGACGAACUAAUGAACAACAAGAUUUGUCUCAUGUUCAUCAAAGGACAAGGCGUACCAAAAGAUUUGAUGAAAGCGAUUGAUAUUUUACUAUUCACUUUUACAAACUAUUUAGAAUAUUCAGAACUUUGCCAAUAUUUGAAAAGUGAGUUAAAUUUUCAACAGUUGGAUAAGACUAGUAUAGAGUAUGCAUUGUUAAAGCUUAUAGAGUUACAAACAGCUAAAGUUUCCAGAGAAUACAUUCCAUUUCUCUUCAUGAAAGUGUUGUAUCAAAACAACUUUUCAGAGUAUGCAUUGAAAUUACUCGAAACGAGAAUGCAAGGCACAAGAGAACGAGCUCUAAGACACAUCAUCCAUAAUGACCCAUUAAUGGCUAUUCACGAAUUGUUGGAUCCAAUCACGCAUGGAAUUUUGAGUUAUUCUUUGGAGGAAACUCUUAAUAACUUUAGGGACUUGUGUUCCACAAACGAAAUAUUGAAACUAUUUAUGAAUAAUCAACACCAAUUUAAAGAUAGUGGUCAUCCAAUGGAUAAAAUGGCUUACGAGAUGUUUAAGAAUGUCGGAAUGGAGGAGACUGGUAUUGAUUAUUUGGACCGAAUUGCAAUGACUGGAAAUUCCUUCAAAAAGCAUGAAGUUGCAACCAUUUAUGAGUAUCAUUUGAAUAAUUUUUCAAAGGCAAUGUAUUGGUAUGAACAAUCAGGAUUGCCUCAAUCCAUGUAUAUGAUUUCUGAGAUGUAUCGAAUUGGAAAAGGCCCUGUCUGUAAAAAUGUGAAAAAAUCAGUGGAAAUUUUGGAAUGCAUUAUUAAUAAUUUAACACAACAACAGAUCGAUUAUGGUUAUACCUUGUUUUAUUUAGCGUCACAAUGUGCAAAAGAAAAUGGUGGAUUGGCGAUCAAGUUUUUGGAAAGAGCUAUCGAAAAUGGAUAUGGCCAAACAGCACGACAUGAAAAGUUAAGAAUUGCAUCUCUUUAUGAAACAUUGGACAUGUUGGAAAAAGCAGAACAAUAUUAUUCAGAUGCCAUUCCUUUUAAAAAUGCAAGUGAAAAAUUCGAAAGAUUGAAGAAACGAAAGAUGACUUCAAAUAGCCAAUCCAGUGAUGUGAAAAAAGAGGAAACUGAACGAUUUGGUGACUUGAUUCUGGAUGUAGAAGAAUAA